GAACUAGAGAAUGGAAGAUCACUGAAUGAUGGCAAUUAAUAUAAAGUUUACUCAACUAAAGGCUUUUUCCAUCACUCUGAAUCUUCUUUGUUUUGAUGUCAGCUUAGAAAAGAAAAAGGAGAGAGAGAGAAGAAAGAACAGAGUGUAUCAGUCACUGUACUUCCGCAAGCUUCCAAGCUCCCCCCCAUCACUGUACCCUCUCCCCCAUUCAAAUAAUGGCUCUGAUAAAAUCUAAUAUAUUAUUUUAAUCAAUCUUCUUAGGAUUCUUGUGAUUGAGGAGAGGUCUCUCUCGAGACUUGAGUAUAGACUAGAUACGAAAAAGAGAAGAAAAAAAAAAGAUUCUCUCUUUCGAUGGAUUACGAACGAAUCGGAAAGACCCAGGUAGUAGGCGCCGGCUUGUCUCCGAGGAAGCUAAGGAGUAUGCUUCUUCUGGGUGCUGCUGAUAAAAAGAAGAAAGAAGAUAUGCUUGAACCUACUCCUCCAAUUAUGAGAUCUGGGUCAACUCAAAGUGAUGACCUUGUUGCUAGUGGGUCAGAUGAUUGCAAAGACGUUGAUGUUGUGUGUGAGAUUACUGAUGAUUAUGACGACAGUGUGAAUGAAGCCAAGAGUGUUUCUGCAACCCUCUUUGAGUUUCAAAAGACAGAAAAGGACAAGGUCGCUCAAAGACUUCCCACUAGAUCAUUCUCCAAACCUGCUCCAUCUAAAUGGGACGAUGCACAGAAAUGGAUCGCUAGUCCCACAUCUAACCGACCAAAGACGACAGCAGGAGGACAGGUUCAUCAGGCCCAUCAUGGGUCAAAGAAAGGGCCUAGCUUUGGUCGGCAGUCUUCUAUGAAGAUUCUUGAAGUUGCUGCUGCUGAUCAAAGAGCUACUACGGUUGAAGAGCCUGUUGAUACAAAGCGAAUAGAUGUGAGCCAAGUGAGAAAGGAGACGGCUGGACACAAGUUUGUCAGCUGGGAAGUGGAUUCAUAUCUCAAACCUGUUGACAACUCCAUUGUAGCAUCAGCAACUGAAGUUAAUCUCAGCCGUCAUGACUCGUCUAUUGCAACUGCGUUUGCUCAACCGCCUUCAACAGCGAGAUCUGUGUCCAUGAGAGACAUGGGAACCGAGAUGACUCCAAUAGCGAGCCAAGAACCUUCAAGAAACGGGACGCCGAUCAGGGCUACAACGCCGAUCAGAAGUCCUAUAAGUUCUGAACCUUCAAGUCCCGGGAGAAGAAGACAAGCAUCAGCUUCUCAGAUGACUAACAAGGAGCUCUCAGAGAAAGAGCUACAAAUGAAGACUAGAAGAGAGAUAAUGGAGUUGGGGACACAGCUUGGGAAGUUAAACAUUGCUGCUUGGGCUAGCAAAGAGGAUGAAGACAAAGAUGCUUCCACAUCGUUGAAGAACAAAGAUGCUUCUCUACAAACGUCUAAGAGUGUUUCUGAAGCUCGUGCUUCUGCGUGGGAGGAAGCGGAGAAGGCUAAGCACAUGGCUAGAUUUAGACGGGAAGAGAUGAAGAUACAAGCAUGGGAGAAUCAUCAGAAGGCGAAAUCCGAAGCUGAGAUGAGGAAAACAGAGGUGGAAGUUGAAAGGAUAAAGGGACGAGCGCAAGACAGGUUGAUGAACAAACUAGCUGAGAUCGAGAGGAAAGCAGAGGAGAAGCGAGCAGCGGCUGAAGCGAAGAAGAAUCGUCAAGCAGCUAAAACAGAGAAACAAGCUGAACAAAUCAGAAGAACAGGCAAAGUACCUUCAUUGAUGUCCUCUUGCUUUAGCUUUUGUUCUUAGUAACAACAAACAACAUGGAAGUCCAAUCUUUGUAUUAUUUUUGUACAAUAUAAGCUUUGUCAAAGUACAUUUUUUUUAAUUGGUGACAUAUUCAUCUUUGUUACUUUGUAGAUCUUUCAAUCGGUUUAUAACUCUUCUGCUUCA
This is a messenger RNA of Raphanus sativus (radish), 1911 nucleotides long. RefSeq lists its product as uncharacterized. Lineage: Eukaryota; Viridiplantae; Streptophyta; Magnoliopsida; Brassicales; Brassicaceae. Bases 352 to 1767 code for a protein of 471 amino acids. The transcript has 5 exons. The record is from RefSeq and is a predicted model, not a curated record.